CUCUCCUCUCUCCUUGCUCCUCUCUCACUGUCUCUCUUUCUCUUUCUAAAUUUUGAAUAUAUGGGUCCUUAUACUAUUAACCUGCCAUUUACAUUCUUAUGCAUAUUUAUUUAUUUGAAAGCUUCAAACUUUAUUAUGAAUUUGUUAUUUUUUCUCCUUAUUAUGCCCAGAUCUCAGAUCCCAAUUUCUCAGAUUAGGAAACCCUAAUUUGUUGUGUUUUCUUUUGGAUGGAAAUUCAGAUCUGGGUGUUGGUCUGUUUACUUGGGUUCUGUUUGGUUGCUGAGAAAGUGUAUGAAAUGCACAGAAUUUUUUAUCCUGGGAUUCGCAUGUUUAUUGAUUCGGAUUGGAGGGAUUUCACUUUUUUAGAACUAAGCCAUUGGAUGAAAAUAUGUGCAUACUCAUUACCAAUUGCAUGUUUGCAGUUAAAUUUUUGUUCUUUUAGAUCUGAAAGUAUGGGGAUUAGGAAAGAUCAAUAAGAUUUGUAACUUUGUAAUUUCCUUCUUGUUCUCAGCUAUCAAAAAAUUGCUUAAUCUUUAAUUUAAUGGGAAGAUCCAAUAUUUGGCAGAUGAUAUUGUUUAUAAUUUUGCCUCAUAGUUCCUCAUUUGUGAUUGGAUUGAGCUAUAUGCUUUCUUUCUCUAUCUGUUUGUGUUUUUGUAUUCUUGCUAUCCUGUUGUUUUCGAUUUCUCUGGCCUCGGAGGGCUAGACGGUGCUCUCAUGGAUGAUGAUGCAUUGAACAUGCGCAAUUGGGGUUACUAUGAGCCAUCGUUUAAAGGUCAUCUUAGCCUGCAGCUCAUGUCAAGCAUGGCAGAGCGCGACAUUAAACCUUUUGCCCCUGGGCGCGAUCCUGCAGUCAUGGUUAGUGCCAAUGGAGCCUAUCACCCUCGGGAUUGUGUUGUAUCAGACGCUCAGCUUCCAAUGAACUAUAUGAGGGAGAGUUGGGUAAACCAGCGAGAUAAAUUUCUCAAUAUGAUGCCUGCCAAUCCCAACUAUGCUGCUGUUCUUCCGGAAACUUCAGGAGCUCAUUCCUUGCAGAUCUUACAGCCACCGGAAGCAUCAAGGGAUGAGCGGGUGGGUAGGAUGGAAGAGCCAGUUGUCCCUAAGGAAGGUGGCACCUCAAAGAAAAGACAGGGUGGGGGUGCACCAAAAGCCCCAAAAGUGAAAAAGCCCAGGAAGCCUAAGGAUAAUGCCAAUCCUUCAGUUCCUCGUGUGAAGCCAGCAAAGAAGAGUUUGGAUGUUGUGAUAAAUGGGAUUAAUAUGGAUAUCUCUGGUAUUCCAAUUCCUGUCUGCUCGUGCACUGGAGCUGCACAACAGUGUUAUAGGUGGGGGUGUGGUGGUUGGCAAUCUGCUUGUUGCACCACAAAUGUAUCUAUGUAUCCUCUGCCAAUGAGUACCAAGCGACGCGGGGCAAGAAUAGCUGGAAGAAAAAUGAGUCAGGGUGCCUUCAAGAAGGUGUUGGAGAAGCUUGCAGCUGAAGGUUAUAAUUUUGCUAACCCAAUUGAUCUAAGGUUUCACUGGGCAAAACAUGGUACUAACAAGUUCGUCACUCUCAGGUAGAGUUACUACGUUGGUAACCAUUAAUGGGACUUACAUUGCAUUUGGUCUAUUUCAUCUGUAUAUAUUUAUGUGGCCUUUUGCAGAGAUCUUUCAGAUACUUUGUAGUCAUUUAAUUUUCAGUCAGGAUGGUGAUACUUGUUCUUAAAACUUGGAAUUGUUCUUUUUGUUAAUUUUUUCCUUUCGGCUUCUGUUAAGGGCUGACUUCUCUGGCCACCAGGAUUAUGUGGAUGAGUUGUUAUUUAUUGAAUUGUUUUUGGUUA
Messenger RNA from Pyrus x bretschneideri (Chinese white pear), 1814 nucleotides. RefSeq names its product protein BASIC PENTACYSTEINE2-like. The transcript has 2 exons. Gene Ontology annotation, molecular function: DNA-binding transcription factor activity; sequence-specific DNA binding. NCBI's taxonomy places the organism in Eukaryota, Viridiplantae, Streptophyta, Magnoliopsida, Rosales, Rosaceae. Bases 715 to 1554 code for a protein of 279 amino acids. The record is from RefSeq and is a predicted model, not a curated record. Gene Ontology annotation, biological process: response to ethylene. Gene Ontology annotation, cellular component: nucleus.